GGAUUUGAAUCCACAACCUCAGGAUCUGAAGUCCAAAACCUCACCCUCUACGCCACAUUGAUGUCCUCCAGGUCUGGACUGCCAGCGUGAAAAGAGAAUCGCAGGCACUUGGGGGGGAGAGAGAGGAAAGUUUUACAUGGAGCAUGGCCUCAGCCAAAGAGAAUGGUGUGCCUGAAGGACUGGCCCACAUUAAGCAAGAGGACUGUGAGUGGGAGGCACCAGAGUAUUUGUCUGCGAAGGUGGAAGAUUAUGAAAGACAGAUUUCAGAUUUUAAAGUGGAGGAGCCCGAGGAGGAGACUGUGGAUGUUAAAACGGAGCUUUGUACCCACUGGCAUCCCAUUCAAGUGAAACCUGAGUUGCCAGAGUUUGAGGAGAACAUCCCCGAAGGAAACAGGUGGGACGCAGAAGGGCAGGAGUCAUCUGGGAGCCUAGGAAUGAACUUACAGGCAAAAGGCACAUCUCAAUCUUCGUGGGCUCAGACUUCUCGUCAGCGCAGGCUGCAACAGAAGCAGGACAAGGAAAAGACAAAGAAAUCAACAAGAGGAUCCUCUUUGCAGUGCAGUUCCCUUUCUGUUGUCAAGCUAACACAGGCAGAAGCCGUCAACCAUGAUCAACAACAAGAGCAUAAUACAGAUCAAGAAGCUGCGCGUGUGGGCCGAGAGUGCAAAGAAACUUCCAAAAAGAAAUCGGACAGCGAGGAUUGUAGGUCAGUUCAUGCAAAACUGAAGCCGUGUUGCUGUUCUGAAUGUGGAAAACAAUUCUUUUUCAGUAGCAGCCUCCAAAGACACAUGAGAACCCACACUGGAGAGAAACCCUAUUGCUGUCCUGAAUGUGGCAAAAGAUUCACCGCCAUCAACACUCUUCAGAACCACGCAAGAAUUCACACAGGAGAGAAACCGUUUUGCUGUUCAGAAUGUGGCAAACAGUUCUCCACCAAAAGUAGUCUUCGACAGCACAAACGAAUUCAUACUGGAGAGAAGCCAUAUUGCUGUUCUGAGUGUGGCAAAAGAUUUCUCCAUAACUGCAGUCUUCAGAACCACAUAAGAGUUCACACAGGAGAGAAACCGUAUUGCUGUACUGAAUGUGGCAAACGUUUCACUAACAUUAGUACUCUUCACGGCCAUGAAAGAAUUCAUACGGGUGAAAAGCCGUAUUGCUGCUCUGAAUGUGGCAAGCAAUUCUCCAAAGUCAGCAGUCUUUUACAGCACACACGGAUUCACAGUGGAGAGAAGCCAUACUGCUGUUCUGAAUGUGGUAAAAGGUUUCUCUAUAACUGCAGUUUCCAAAGACAUGCAAGAAUCCACACAGGAGAGAAACCCUAUGGCUGUGCUGAAUGUGGAAAAAGAUUCACCGACAGUAGCGCCCUUUGGCAGCACAAAAGAAUUCAUACUGGAGAAAAGCCAUUUUGCUGUUCUAUAUGUGGUAAAAGAUUCCCUCUUAACUACAAACUUCAGAGCCACUUAAAAAUCCACACCGGUGAAAAGCCGUUUUCCUGCCCUGAAUGUGGCAAACAAUUCUCUAAUAGCAGCAGCCUUAAAAACCACAUAAAAAGUCACACUGUAAGAUGAUUUCCCCUUAAUAGUCAUUAUGAUCAUUCAAAAAUUCACAAUGGAUGAAAAAUCUUAUUGUUGUACUGAGUGUGGAAAGCGACUCUCAUGCAGCAGUGAACUUUGUUGCCAUAAACUAAUUGAUUUUGAUAAGAAUUCUCUUAGCUAUUCUUAAUGUUGUAAGUGAUCCUUACACAGCAAGAGUCUUAAUAGGCAAAUGAGAGUAAGCUGUAAAGAAUAAGUAAAAUGAAAAAAGAUGGAGGGAAGGAGUUAGCAUGAAAUCUCAUAAAUAAUGAUGUCUUGAGGAGUUCCUUCAAAUGGUGGACUUCAUUGUUUCCCAAAGCUCAGGAGAACCUGCUUACAGUAGGGAAUGGAAGUAGUGAGACCUCUUUACUUUCAACAUGCUUUUGUGUGUUGAUUUUUAUUUUAAACGGAUAAAUAUGCCAUUGUUGCCUAUCAGUCUACACUCACUGACCUAUAAUGACAAAGUGAAAACAUGAUUUCUAGAAAAGGUUGCAAAUGAAUUAAAAGUGAAAAACCAAAAAAUCUCAUUCCUGUAAGUAUUCAGGCCCCUAAUUUCGUUCUUUGUAGAAGCCCCUUAGACAAUCCUCUUGUUUACUCUACAAGGUUUUGCACCCCUGAAUUUGACCAGUUGAUCACAUUCUAGAUGACAGCUCCUCUCUCAAGCUCCUAUAGAUUAUUUGGGAAGUGUCCAUUGACUACCAUCUUCAGGUCUCCCCACGCUUCUUCUAUGGCAGGAGUGUCCAAAUCCAAUCCUGAAGGGCUGCAGUAGC
Messenger RNA from Erpetoichthys calabaricus (reedfish), 2341 nucleotides. Its product is annotated as zinc finger protein 501-like. The coding region runs from base 144 to 1568 and encodes 474 amino acids. Gene Ontology annotation, molecular function: RNA polymerase II cis-regulatory region sequence-specific DNA binding; DNA-binding transcription factor activity, RNA polymerase II-specific. The record is from RefSeq and is a predicted model, not a curated record. The transcript is spliced from 2 exons. NCBI's taxonomy places the organism in Eukaryota, Metazoa, Chordata, Cladistia, Polypteriformes, Polypteridae. Gene Ontology annotation, biological process: regulation of transcription by RNA polymerase II.